AUGACUGAGUGCUUCCUGCCCCCCAGCAGCAGCCCUGCGGAGCAGCGCAGGGCUGAGCACCCAGGGGGCGUGGCCCGCACCCCAAGCUCUGAGGAGAUCAGUCCCACCAAGUUCCCUGGCUUGUAUCGCACGGGUGAACCGUCUCCGCCUCACGAUGGCCAUCACCACGAGGCACCUGAUGCGUACAUCUCAGACGAUGACAAAGAGCACAGCAAGAAGAAGAACAAGUUCAAGAAGAAGGAGAAAAGGACGGAGGGUUACGCCGCCUUCCAGGAGGACAGUUCAGCAGACGAAGCAGAGAGCCCGUCUAAGAUGAAGCGCUCCAAGGGAAUCCAUGUGUUCAAGAAGCCCAGCUUCUCCAAGAAGAAGGAGAAGGACUUCAAGGUGAAGGAGAAGGGCCCCAAGGAGGACAAGGCCAAGGAUAAGAAAUCUAAAGACCUGACAGCUGCAGAUGUGGUGAAACAGUGGAAGGAGAAGAAGAAGAAGAAGAAACCAACAACAGAGGCAGAGCCAGUCCCAGUGGAGAUCCCCACAUUUAGGCCCAUCUUUGGAGCACCUCUGACUGAAGCUGUCAAGAGGACAGCUCUAUAUGAUGGUAUCCAGCUGCCAGCCAUCUUCAGAGAGUGUGUGGACUACAUUGAAAGUUAUGGCAUGAAAUGUGAAGGCAUCUACCGGGUGUCAGGUAUGAAGUCCAAGGUGGAUGAAUUGAAAACAGCAUAUGACCGUGAGGAGUGCCCCUGCCUGGAGGAGUAUGACCCCCACACGGUUGCCAGCCUACUGAAGCAGUACCUGCGCGAGCUGCCAGAUAAUCUGUUGGGCCGGGAGCUGGCCCAGCGCUUCGAGGACGCCUGUGGUCGGCAGGUUGAGGCCGAGAAGAUGACGGAGUUCCAGAGGCUGCUGGCCGAGGUGUCGCCAGAAAGUCGACUUCUCCUCUCCUGGCUCAUCACGCACAUGGACCAUGUCAUUGCCAGGGAGGCGGACACCAAGAUGAAUAUUCAGAACAUCUCCAUCGUCCUCAACCCAACCAUACAGAUCGGGAAUCGUGUCCUUUACAUGUUCUUCACGCAUGUGAGGGAGCUGUUUGGAGACGUAGUGUUGAAGCCAGUGGUGCGGCCACUUCGCUGGUCCAACAUGGCAACGAUGCCGGCACUGCCUGAGACCCAAGAGAGCAUCAAGGAGGAGAUCCGACGACAGGAGUUCCUGCUGAACUGCCUGCACAGGGACCUUCAGGCGGGGGUGAAGGACUUAUCUAAAGAGGAGCGACUCUGGGAGGUUCAGAGGAUCCUGACUGCUCUGAAACGCAAACUGAGGGAGGCCAAACGUCAGGAGUGUGAGAGUAAGAUAGCCCAGGAGAUAGCAAGCCUCUCAAAGGAAGAUGUGUCAAAAGAAGAAAUGACUGAGAAUGAAGAGGAAGUCAUCAACCUCCUCUUAGCACAGGAAAAUGAGAUCCUGACAGAGCAGGAGGAGCUGAUCUCUCUUGAGCAGGUGCUUCGUAGACAGAUUGCUACUGAGAAGGAGGAAAUCGAGAGGCUGCGAGCUGAGAUCGCAGACAUACAGAGUCGGCAGCAGGGCCGCAGUGAGACAGAGGAAUAUUCAUCGGACAGUGAAAGUGAGAGUGAAGAUGAGGAAGAGCUGCAGAUGAUUCUGGAAGACCUGCAGAAGCAAAAUGAGGAACUGGAGAACAAAAACACCCACCUGAACCAGGCCAUCCACGAGGAGCAGGAAGCCAUCUUGGAGCUCCGUGUACAGCUCCGCCUCCUGCAGAGCCACAAACUGCAGCAGGAACUGACCGUCCAGCCGCCGGCCGACCAGGCCCCGCCCACGCAGCCGAGCCCAGAGCCCCGCACCGAGGAGCAAACCAAGCGCUCCGUUGCCGCGGUGGUCGCCGGUGUGGAUGCCGCCGCUUCGGCCAACGGCAAGGCAGCUAAGGAUCCUUUGAAGCCCUCACCAAACAAAGACAGGAGGGACACCAACAUGUGAGAUGUCAUCUCAGCGACGUGUUUGGUGGCCCUGUGCUGCUGUACGUCUCUACCGCUGGUCAGUUGUCCUGUAGUGUCACUUGUUAUCCACUGGAGAUUUCACAUUGCUGGAUCCAUGAGUUCAUGAGGUAAUUGUGUCCACCGGGCGGCAGCCAUGGAAAAAUCUGUCAUAACUGUCUUUGUCUUUGACUCUGUAGCAGAAAUCACCUUGUUUCCUAUUUUUCCAUGCAAAACACAAAAUGCUAAAAACAUAGUAGCGGACAACUGGCUAUUACUGUGAGAGACCAGGUGGACCAUAUUAUCAAAUCCACAGUGCCAAGCCUGUAUGAAGGAAGAAGGGGGGAAAGGAGAAAUGAAGGGAUCAUAAAGCAGGUAGUGGGAUGGAAGAGAGUUAAAAAAAAAAGUCAGGCACCUUGCCAGUGUAUGACAAAGUUUAUUUUUUGCUGGUAAGGUCUCAAGAAAUGAAUAUAUACUAGACAUAAUCUCAGUCCCUGUAUCUCACUAUGUCCCUCACCUAAAUGCAAAUUGGACAUGUUAGGAUAGAGACCACUGUGCCAUAACCGAUGAUGCCAGACUGGACACGUUUCCCCAGAGAACCACUAAUACAAAAGCUCUUUGAAUAAUGAAGAAUUUAUGAUUGGUCUAUCUAUAUGUUAUAUAUUUAAGUAGUAUUCUGAAGAAUACGGAUGAAUAUUUGAGAAAUACAUUGAUUUUAAGUUACAGCUUUUUAGUAAUAUAUGAAUAUAAAUAUAUUGUAGAUGCUUUCUUUUGAACAGCAGAUGCACAUAAACACAAUGGCGUUGUACUUUGCAACUGACCAGUGGACGGAAACACGAACGGCAAACAAAUACGCAACAAAAGCAUAUUCAUCACUGGAAAAAUGUAGACAAACAGCUGGAGGCAGCGUUGUUACACUCUCUGCUCUGUAGUGCAAUCAUUGUCUCUGUCGUCUCUGCCUCUCUUGCACAAACAAGGAAAUGUGGAAAAUGACAAUUGUCCAGUUUUGCGAUGGAACAGCUAAUCUGUAGUGAUGAUUAUUGUCGCUAAGCGCAGAGACACGCAGGAGGCUUAUUAAGUUCUGUUGUGUAUUUGAUUGUGUUUUUUAACUCAUGAUGUGUGGAGUUGUUCAUGGCAUCAGUUGGAAGUGAGUAAAAAAAACAAAGUUACAAUUCAAUCAUUUCAUUUCACAACUGAUUCAUGACUAUUGCAAAGUACUGUCAUACCUUCAGUGAUAUUUAAAGCAAAGGCACGGCCUGACUUACUCACCGUUUGUGUAUAUCAUUGUAAAAUUGCAAACAUACUGUAUUUUCAGCUCUUAUGUUUUAUCACGUUCUUUUUUUUUUAUUAUUAAUGACCUGUAUGGAGGAUGCUAGUGUGACUGCCCCUGCUUUGGUCAUGGGCAAAUCAAAGCAAUCUCAUCUGGAUUUAUGAUUCAACGUGUUAUUAAUCCUGUGACUGAUACAGAUAAAUGCUAGAUUGGGCUCAGAAGCUUCUCAUGAGGUUAUUUUCAUAUUGUUCUAAGCUUUUUGUAGCUUAUCGUUGCAGACAGAAUAAUGCUGUGAAGAAUAAAGUGUUGAUCUGAAUAAUUUA
Molecule: messenger RNA, 3569 nt
Organism: Epinephelus lanceolatus (giant grouper)
Lineage: Eukaryota; Metazoa; Chordata; Actinopteri; Perciformes; Serranidae
Source: RefSeq, a predicted model, not a curated record